ACAACUAUACAGACACCAUCCAACACAAACAAGGCCUCUGCCCCACCCUCUCUCUCUCUCUCUCUCUCUCUCUCUCCAGUUAUCUCUGAAAAACUAUUCUGAUUUCUGACUCUUUCUCUGAAGCACUAUUCUGAUUACUGACUCUCUUCAUACAGAGAGCGAUAGAGAGAGAGAUGGGAUCGGAGGGAGAAGAGGCAAGUUCCUCAACGCCAAAGCUUCCACUGUUUAGUAUGCACUGCUCAUCCCCGGAGCCUUGGUCGGGAAUGCUAACGCCACUCCACACCUCGGCUUCAGUUCCAUUCCGGUGGGAGGAAGAGCCCGGCAAGCCCCUCUCUUACUCGACUGCCCUUAUUACUACUACUACUACGCCAAAUCCCACCAAGAACUUCUGCUUGGAGCUUCCUCCCAGGCUGCAGCUACAGGAUCAUCAUCAUGGGUCCUCCUCCAGAAUGACCAAAACGCCCUCGCCGACCACCGUCCUCGACGGUCCCUAUCUGGGCGGCGGCAUUGGCAUCCGGUCCUCCUCUUCUUCUUUCAGGUUCAUGGGCAGAAGACAUCAUCAUAUUCAUGGGGCAGGCUCUUUUGGCUGCAGAUAUGACAAUGAGAGUCCAGAGAGAGUGCAGUUUGGUGGUUCCAAGUACAAGGGCAGAGGCUUCUUCUUUGGGUCUUGGAGAAUUAGCAAACCAGCUACAGGCCAAAGCAGCAGCAGCGAGGAACCUGCAGGUGAGGGUAGUUUCGUCUUUGCAACUUCCUCCUCCUCCUUGGACUACUUGGCAGAUUUUGGUGGUGGCGGCGACGAUAACAAUAAUAAUGCAAAAAGAGGGAAGAAGAUUUCAAGAUCAAGCCUUAGAAGAAACGGAAGCCUUUCCAGCAGCGUCUCUCGCGUCAGAACUCACCUCUGGGCCACCAUAUAUCAAGGGCUUAAGCAAGUGGUUCCAUGGAAAGGCAGAAAAUCAAAGAAAGAAGGGCUCCUCGUUUGAACUAUUUGUAGUGGCUGCCUGCCAACUUUAUUAUUCUUUAGGACUCAAGAGAUUUGGUUAUCAUCAUCAACAUGUAACAUAUAAUAAAAUCGAUUUAAUUUCCAA
Molecule: messenger RNA, 1085 nt
Organism: Diospyros lotus (date-plum)
Lineage: Eukaryota; Viridiplantae; Streptophyta; Magnoliopsida; Ericales; Ebenaceae
Exons: 2
Coding region: 174-980 (268 amino acids)
Source: RefSeq, a predicted model, not a curated record